AUUGCCCCGAGCUCCGCUGAAUCAACAUCUUGGAUAUGUAGAAGAAACCAAGUCACUUCUGCUAGAAAGUCAACCCGUUCAUCAUACACAAGCUCCAAAUCAGUCCAUGAGACGGUUUUCUUCCACAUAUGUUCUUUCUUCUAAGUCGGGAGUUUGGAGACACCGAUCUGAUGUAAUUUGUAGCUAGGACGCGAAUAGGCAGCGCUGUUUUCUCAGGGUUUUGAAUCACGAUUCCUUUCACAAGUUGUCGUCGUUGCCAUCAAAGGUACCACGCCGCCACAACAGCCAGUUCGGCCACAUGUACUCCAUCCGAAACAACAAUCAAGCUUUGAUAAGAUAUUCGCAGUGACUGAGCUUGAUUUGUUCUGAUCAACUGCUCUUUGAAUGGCAUCUAAAAGUCCCAGCUGAGACCACACUUCUUUCACACGACGACAUUUGAAGAGGCAGUGCUGCAAGUCAUCGACACUGUGAACAAGGUAUGUAUGAAAAAGAAAAAGGCCUUCUACUUCUAGGAAAAGAAAAUAUCUUCUUUCCUAAGAAAAGAAAAAUAAAAUAUCUUCUUUGCUAAGAAAAGAAAAAGAAAAGAUAAGAUCUUCCCUGCCCCGAUGUGGGUGCACGGGUCUCAUCCUCCCCAGCUUGACACCAAAAUACUCACGGAGGCUGCACUGCUCCGUGGCCGGACCGCCUCAGUUCGCAAACGGUUUGCGCGAAUGGGUUGGCGGCCACAGCUGGCCGGACCUUUAUAAAUCACGGUCACGGACACGUCUACCUACCAAUAACCCACACGCGCGCCCGGCACAAGUCCCACAGCCACACUGCACUGGACACACGGUCGCGCACGCGGCGUCGCGGAGAGGCGAGGAGCGAGAGGGAGAGACGUGGGCGGCAGCGAUGGUAGAAGGCGGCAGCGGCGCGGGGGCUACGUCGACCUGCCGGCGCGGCGGCGGCGGCGGCAUCGUCGGCCCGGCGGCCCAGCGGUGCUGCGGCGGCGGGUGCGGGCUCGGACGCCUGGUGCGCCGGCUGCGUCGCCAGGGGAGGCAGGCGCUGUGCGCUGCCAGGCCGGCGGCGUCGUCGUCGUCUUCGUCGGCGGCCGGGGCGCUCCGGGGGUGCCAGUACGACCCGCUGAGCUACGCGCGCAACUUCGACCAGAGCGGCUUCGGCGACCCCGACCCGGACGCGGACGCGGCCAGCCUCUACUACAGCUACACCUUCUCGUCCCGCUUCGUGCUCGCGCCAGGCAGCGCCACCUCGUCCUCAACCGCCGUCGCGGCCGUCGUCCCCGCCCCGAACGGCCUCGUCGUCGCCAGCCGGCCAACCGCCGCCAGCCAUUAGCCGUCCCGUCGCCAGUAGCUUCCCUUUCUCUCUCCUCGGGUUCCUUUUCCUCAACCUCUGGAAUGGAAAGGCAGCAGCUUGUUUUAAUUCGAUUUAAGAAGAGCCUUUCCGUAGGGGAAAGUUCGGUCGGGAGAACGACGAUGCUUGUAAAUUAAUACUGUAGUACUGUAUGUAUGUGAGAAGAACGCCAUUGCUCGGUC
Aegilops tauschii subsp. strangulata is the source of this 1532-nucleotide messenger RNA. RefSeq lists its product as uncharacterized. Lineage: Eukaryota; Viridiplantae; Streptophyta; Magnoliopsida; Poales; Poaceae. The record is from RefSeq and is a predicted model, not a curated record.